This is a messenger RNA of Cucurbita pepo subsp. pepo (vegetable marrow), 4046 nucleotides long. NCBI's taxonomy places the organism in Eukaryota, Viridiplantae, Streptophyta, Magnoliopsida, Cucurbitales, Cucurbitaceae. The record is from RefSeq and is a predicted model, not a curated record.
UAUAAGAGUAAGAAGAAGAAGAAGAAGAAGAAGAAGAAGAAAUCUCAUUCGAAGUUAUUGGAAACAUUGCAAUGGCGGAAUCAAUUCUAUACAAUAUUGCGGCAUCCCUUGUAACCAAAUUGGGCUCUCCUGCACUCGCUGAGUUUCAAUUGCUUUGGGGCCUCGAGGAUGAGCUUACCAAACUCAAACAUACCAUUGAAGCCAUGGAAGCUGCGCUUCUUGAUGCAGAGGAGCAACAGUUCAAGAGCCAUGAAAAGAAGAAUUGGAUUUCAAGGGUCAAGGCUGUUUUCUACAAUGCCGAUGACUUGAUUGACGAGUUUGCUUAUGAAACCUUGAGGUGGCAAGUUAUAGCCGAAAGUAGAAGAGGGGUGAAAGAGGUACGUGAAGUUUUGUCUAUGCCUCAUCAUAUUGCAUUUCGUUUUAAAAUGAGUCACAGAAUUAAAGAUAUUAGAGAAAAACUGAAUGCUAUUGAUGUUGAUAAAACACAAUUCCAUUGCUCGAAGAGUGUUAGAGAUACUCGAAUUGAUGAGCUGAGGGAGACUCGAGAGACUUACUCUAUUAUACAUGAUGAUGAAGUGGUUGGUAGGGAGGACGACAAAAAAGCAAUUAUGGAUCUUCUGUUAGAUACAAAUAUUGAAGCCAAGGAGAAUAUUGCAACGAUUGCCAUAGUUGGAAUGGGAGGAUUGGGAAAGACCGCACUUGCACAAUCUGUCUACAAUGAUGAAAACACAACAGAACAUUUUAUGAUGAAAUUAUGGGUGUGUAUUUCGGAACAGUUUGAUGUGAAUGUUAUUAUUCAAAAGAUUAUAGAGUCUGCAACAGGAAAGAAGCCUGAGAUCCUUCAAAUAGAGCUUUUACAAAGUGAACUUCGAAAGCAUAUUGAUGGGAAAAAGUACUUGCUCAUCAUGGAUGAUGUGUGGAAUGAAAAUUACGAGAAAUGGGUUAAGCUUAAAACAUUGUUAAAGGAUGGUGCAAAAGGUAGUAGAAUAUUGAUCACAACACGUCAUCAGCGAGUUGCAGAGACUUUUGAUACAAUUUUAUCUUAUGUUUUAGGGCAAUUGGACUAUCAAAGCGCUUGGCUAUUAUUUAAAAAAGUGGCUUUCAGAGGUGAGAAAUCAGAAAAAGAACUUGCAAAUUCAGAUCUAGUCAAAAUUGGAAAGGAGAUUGUGGCAAAGUUAAAAGGCCUUCCUCUUGCGAUAAGAAUCAUAGGAAGUCUUUUGUAUGCUAAAAAACCAGAACAUCAUCUUUGGUUGGCUUUCAAGGAUAAGGAGUUUUCUCGAGUUUUGGAGCAAAGAGAAGAGACACAAUUCAUGCUAUCAAUAUUGGAGCUAAGUUAUAAUCCUCUCGAAUAUAGUUUGAAGCAAUGUUUUACCUACUGUUCUUUAUUCUCCAAAGAUUAUAUCUUUCAAAAGGAUGAAAUGAUAAAACAAUGGGUGACGCAAGGUUUCGUUCAAUCAAUUGGCACAAUUGAGCCAAAUGAUAUUGGGGAAGAUUAUUUCAUGGAAUUAUUAUCAAGGUCAUUCUUUCAAGACGUCAAAAGAAAUGAGAUGGGUGACAUAGUAGAGUGUAAGAUGCACGAUUUGAUGCAUGAUCUUGCUUGUUCAAUAAUGAAAAAUGAAUGUGUUUCUAUGGAAGUGAAUGAUAGGGUGGUCAUUGAAAGAACCAGACAUAUCUCAAUUUACCGUAGAUUCGGUAUAAAAUUGGAGUCCUUGAAAUUAUUGUUUGUGGCAAAAAAUUUGAGGACAUUAAUUAUUGAUGCUCCCAGUAAGGAUGGCAAAAAAGUCCUUAAACUAAUAUUUACCAAGUUUUUGCGAUUAAGAACGCUGAGGUUGAAUUUGAGCAUUGAUUUGACUGUUCAAGUAUUGCCUAAAUCUAUUGGCAAGUUGAAACAUUUAAGAUAUUUGGAAAUAUGUCAAAUUGGACUUCGUUUACUUCCGAACUCUAUGAAUGAAUUGUAUAAUUUGGAAACACUUAUUCUUGAUGGGUGUAUAUUAUUAGAAAAGUUGCCGAGAGAUGCAAAAAAUUGGAGGAAGCUUAGGUAUCUAAGCCUUGCUAGUUUGAAUAUAGAAUUCCUUCCAAAUUCGAUAGAUGAAUGGAAUAAUUUGGAAACACUCGUCCUGCAAAAAUGUUUGAUGUUAAAAGAAUUGCCAAAAGAUAUUAAGAAAUGUGUCAAGCUUAAACAUCUUGAUUUAAUUGGUUGCAAAUCUUUGACUCAUUCACCCAAAGGAUUAGGUGAGCUUACUGGUCUUCAAACAAUGAAUCUUUUUGUAUUAAACAAAGAUGUUGGCUGUGAUUUAAGUGAGUUGAAUAGACUGAGCAAGUUGAGGGGAUCAUUAACCAUUAAAGGUUUGGAAUUUUGUACAAUUGAUGAUCUAGAAAAGCAUCAUUUUAGCUUGCAACAGAAGUCCAGUAUUCGAAAGUUGAAAUUUGUUUGGAAUUAUUCCAAAGAUGAGGCUAUGAAUAUUUCCAAUAAUGAUGACUACAAAGGAGUGUUAGAAUGUUUACAACCACAUUUAAACGUUCAAAAGGUACAUAUAUGUGGAUAUCAAGAAGUCAAGCUAUGUGAUUGGCUAUCCUCUAAUGUCCUUGUUUACUUGAUCGACAUAAAGCUUUUAGAUUGCGUCAAAUUAGAAUCUCUCCCACGAUUCGAUCAAUUUCCACUUCUCAAGCGUUUGGGCCUUCAAUUAUUACCUUGCAUUGAGUACAUUGACAACAAUAAUUAUCCUUAUUCGUCAACGUUUCUACCAUCCCUUGAAAAAUUAAGCAUUGUAAACAUGCCCAAUUUAAAAGGUUGGUGGAAAGGUGAAAUUUCAUCAGAAUCUUCUCCAAAUAGUGCCUCCUUUCAUACAAAAGUGCCUUGCCUUUGUCAAUUUACCAUCGAUAAUUGUCCUAAACUGGUUUCAAUUCCUUGGCAUGCACCUCUAAAGAAACUCCAAAUAAGUAUGGUUAGUCUACAACUACUUGAUACAGUAAUUGAAAUGACGGUAAGUCAUUGUGUUGAAGAGUCUUCUUCUACUCAGUCUAAAGUAUCUUCUUUUGAACUUAGACAAAAGAGUUAUUCUAUUAUUUCAAAAAUCUUGAGCAACUUACGAUGAGAGAUUUCAAAAGCUUACAAAUGUCUUCUUCUCUCGUACAACAUCGUACUAAUGAAUUACUAUGGAAAGAGUUUCAAAGUCUUCGCUUUUUACAUCUUUAUAAUAGACCCAAGUUGGAGUAUUUGCCCAAUGGGAUACAACAUGUGACAACUCUUCAAACCAUUCGGAUAGAAUGGUGUCUAAAUUUAAAAACUCUACCCGAAUGGAUGGGCAGCCUUACUUCACUCUCAGAACUAUCGAUUAUCUUAUGUCCAAUGCUCACUUCAUUGGGAAAGAGGUACGAGGAAGGAAGAGGAGAAGAUUGGCAAAAAAUUUCUCAUAUUUCUCGUGUAAACAUUUUAUAUCUUUGGCAUUGAAGAGAAGAAAAACUUAUUCAUCCAUCAACCAUAGGCAUUAUCAACACAUCUUACUGCAUUCUCUCGAACCUCAUAUGCAAGACAUCAAGAAUUAUAUUGGGGGAGGAUUACAAUUAUAUUGCUCUAAAAUUAUUCGUCCUUCAAAAUCCACACUUAAAUUGAGCAUAAUCUUCAUGCAACAAAAGAAAAUGAGAAUAUCAGUUUGAUGUGUUGCUUCCAGUCAUUCAGGUACGAAUCCUUUUGCUGUUAGUGCCCCCAUUCAAAGUUGUUGAUUAUUAUUAUUAUUUGUGCUCAUUGAUUUGUAAUUUUAAUUCAUUGUUGUUCAAUCAAUUGGGUAAUGUCGUGUUGGUUUCUUUGGUAGCAUUACCAAAUUGAUUCUAUAUAUGGUAGAUGUCUAUCAUGAAAUACUUUUAUAAAUUCAUAUGAUUGAUAAUUCUUAGUUAAUACGAGAGAUCUAUAUCACUUAUAGGUCUUAAUCACUAAUAAUUUCAUUAUUGAUAAGCAUCAGUCAAGGAUAUGUUUGUUGUUGCUACGCUUAUGACAUUGAGAUAUGUUUGAUUGAUUAUUUAUUUAUUUUACUUUUCACCUGCUUCAA